Coccidioides posadasii C735 delta SOWgp is the source of this 1449-nucleotide messenger RNA. Its product is annotated as C-24(28) sterol reductase. Gene Ontology annotation, molecular function: Delta24(24-1) sterol reductase activity. Gene Ontology annotation, cellular component: endoplasmic reticulum membrane. The record is from RefSeq and is a predicted model, not a curated record. NCBI's taxonomy places the organism in Eukaryota, Fungi, Ascomycota, Eurotiomycetes, Onygenales, Onygenaceae. Gene Ontology annotation, biological process: ergosterol biosynthetic process.
AUGACUGCGAAGGCUAGAGGCCGGGACCAUUCCACGUCGACAGGUCAGGUAGAGAAGGCCCCAGAAUCGACCACCAAGUUCAGCGAUGGCGCAUCCGACGAAUUCGAGUUCGGCGGCUCCCUUGGAGUCACCGCGUUGAUGCUCGGUUUUCCCCUGUUGAUGUGGUACAUGUGGAUCGGCGCAACAUACUACAACGGGCACCUCCCCUUGCCCGACGACAACCAGACCUGGCGCGAGUUCGUUGGUCACCUGCUUGAUCUCGUCUACGAGGGAGCCUAUCCAACCGCCAAAGCCUGGGCCAUCUACUGGACGUUCUUCGUCUUCGAGGCGAUCAUGUACUGCUACAUGCCAGGCGUGCUGACCUACGGCCGGCCCCUGCUCCACGAGGGCGGCAAAAAGCUCCCCUACUACUGUUCCGCCUACACCAGCUUCUACGCAACGCUCGCCGUCGCCGCGAUCCUGCACGCCACACGUGUCUUCCCGCUGUACACGCUCAUCGACGAGUUCGGGCCCAUCAUGACCGUAGCCAUCCUGUCGGGCUUCCUCAACAGCCUGAUCGUCCAUGUCCAGGCCAUUGUGCGGCGGCGGACGCACCGCCUCACGGGCUAUCCCAUCUACGACUUCUUCAUGGGCGCUGAGUUGAAUCCGCGCAUUGGAAUAUUGGACUUCAAGAUGUUCUACGAGGUCCGGAUCCCGUGGUUCAUCCUGUUCCUCAUCACCUGCUCCGUGGCCGCUCGCCAGUAUGAGACGUAUGGGUACGUCUCGGCCGAGGUGCUCUUCCUGGCCGUGGCGCAUUUCCUGUACACCAAUGCUUGUGCUAAGGCGGAGCAAUUGAUCAUCACCAGCUGGGACAUGUACUUUGAAAAGCUAGGCUUCAUGCUUACCUUCUGGAACAUGGCCGGCGUGCCCUUCACCUACUGCCACUGUGCCCUAUACUUCGCCAAUCACGACCCGGCGGAGUACCGCUGGAAUCCUUACGCCUUGACCGCGCUCUUCGUCACCUACCUCUUCAUGUACUGGAUGUGGGACACCGCCAACGGCCAAAAGAACGGAUUCCGCCAGAUGGAGAGGGGCCAGCUCAUCAAGCGCAACACCUUCCCCCAACUGCCGUGGCAGAUCAUCGAGAAACCGAAGGCCAUCGAGACGGAUGCUGGGGAUCGCAUCUUGGUGGACGGCUGGUUUGCGAUUGUGCGAAAGCCGAACUAUGUUCCCGACAUGUUCUUCUCUAUGUCUUGGGGUCUGAUCACCGGGUUCAAGAGCCCUUUCCCUUGGUUUUAUUCUAUCUUCUUUAUGGUCAUGAUCAUUCAUCGGACCAGAAGGGACAUUGAGAGAUGCCGAAGGAAGUACGGCGAGGCCUGGAAGCGGUACGAGAAUGAGGUUCCCUACUUAUUCAUUCCGGUAAGACCAAAGACGGCCUGUAUUAUGCCCCUAGGGGGAGGGGAAGCAUGA